Porites evermanni is the source of this 1485-nucleotide messenger RNA. Lineage: Eukaryota; Metazoa; Cnidaria; Anthozoa; Scleractinia; Poritidae. The record is from the annotation of a GenBank genome assembly.
AUGUUCUUGGGGUUGUUAGCUUGCCUGUUUUGUACCGCUGUGAAAGCUGAUAAAGGAAAAGAGGGUAAGCUCUUUUAAUUUUCAUCUCGUUCGUUUUGUGAAGGCGCCGUUUCUUUUAAUAGAGAACUUUAUAUUCGAAGACGAGAACGACAACGGUUUCGAGAUUUGACAGGAAGUUUUUUCGCAAAUUCGCAAAAAAUAGACAUCCCGGAAAGCUUCAUUGUACUUUUGAUUCACCAAAAAAGUUAGCACUGUUAUCUUUAUUGAAGGAGGUUAAGCCCUCUCCCGAUAGUUAAAACUUCUAUUAUUUGACAACUUGUUUCCGCCAUUACGACAUUCUAGCUAAAACGCGUCGUAGAAUGACAACCGCUACCACGUUUUUUUCUGCCAAAAUGACGCUGGUUCACGCGCGAACACUUCUAAGUAUUGAGACAAUCUCUUAGUCGUAGUCGAUCUCGUCUUCGAAUCUAACGGUGUCUGUUAACAAACCGGCACUACAACUUUCGUUUAUCUAAAUCUCUUCGUAAAAGGUGUUUUCGUGAAUCAAGAGAUUUAACUUUCUCUUUAUUCUCAGCUGAUUCCAGCAAAGAUCAAACUCAAGAUGGCGGGAGCCACAAGCUAGGUAGGAUUUUUCGUUCCUCAUACAUAAUAUACUGGCCAAACUGCGUAGUUGUCUUGGGUGUGGCUAUUGUUUCCAGUUGGUUUUUAUAUCAUGGAUGGCAGUUUUUUAGACGUCCUAAAAAUCCCUUUUUUUGGUGGGGAAACAGAACGUUAUAUUCCAAUUCCCUGAUCUUUAAACAUCUUUAGUACUCUCUUAAGUCACUUAAUUAAAUGGUAGGAAAAAAACGCCUCUUAAAACCAACUGCCCUUAUCUUGCCCUUAUCUUGUCAGUUAGCAUGGAAAUUUAUCGCAAAUCUACCUUGAUCUUUCUUAGCUGCUCUCCUCUUUUCCCUGGCUUUCGUUUUGUUAACCUCUUUAUCGCCUUUCUUUGCUACGGAAUUGUGGCUGGCUAACUUUCUAGGAAAGGACGAAAUUUUAUCUAUAAAGAGUACAAUUGGUAGUCAAUGUUUUGCCAAAAGUUAGCCUGUAUUUUGUGUUUAACUCUCUCUCUAUAAAUAAAGAAUAAAACACAUGUUAAAAACGUUUUCAAAGUAAAAUUUGGAAUUGACGCAACAAUGGAAUCUCCCAUAAACUAACGACCAGACGCUUAAUGAAUGUUUAUCAUGACCGAAAAUGAGUUUUGGCUAAAAUUGUUGCUUCUAAAAACUUUGAAAACUAAAGUUUUUAUUUGCCAGUUAUUUUCACUUUCUGUUAGAGUGCACUUCAGAGGAAGCCCAAGAAGUAGGUUGUCUACAUGGAGGAUCCUGUUUUGCUGUCGAAAUCGCGGGAGUAAGGCAUACAGCUUGUCAUUGUACAGCAGAGUUUACAGGCAAAAGGUGUCAAUAUCAGGCGAUUGAUCCAGAGCUUCUUAGCAGUGGACACUAA